AUGCUCAAUAUUGUAUCAAUAACAAAAGCAACACUCUCAGUAAGCACUGCCUUCGUGCUUUUGGUCAUUUGUGGAAAAAGGAAGGCUACGAAACAUGUAGAAGUUAAAAGCCAAAAGACAAAAACAAGCGAAGAGCAACCCACAAGGUUACAGACUAAAAUAACGAGCAAUUACUACUAUCCAGAAACUAUGGAAUCGGGAAGUGAUACGGAAUUAAUGAGGUGCGAAAAUCAAGAUAGAGCUGGAGUUCCGUCAGAAAGACCCAGAUGUUUUCUACCUAAAAGUAAGGCAGAAAUGCGAGCAUUGAAAGCUAUAGCUGAAGGUUACGCAAUGUUUGCUAGACAUUUAGUUUAUAAAACGUUCAUCAUAAUAUCGCCAAUAAACAGAACUACAUGCAAUGAUGCAUCAGUUGAAAGUAAUAAUCACGAAAAAUCGCGAUCUCAAUAUCCCAAGCCAAAUAAAACAAUGAGUCGCAGUUCUAAAUCAACAUGA
Molecule: messenger RNA, 492 nt
Organism: Thelazia callipaeda (thelaziosis nematode)
Lineage: Eukaryota; Metazoa; Nematoda; Chromadorea; Rhabditida; Thelaziidae
Source: the annotation of a GenBank genome assembly